This is a messenger RNA of Punica granatum (pomegranate), 2159 nucleotides long. NCBI's taxonomy places the organism in Eukaryota, Viridiplantae, Streptophyta, Magnoliopsida, Myrtales, Lythraceae. The record is from RefSeq and is a predicted model, not a curated record.
UCGUCCCGGUAUAGGCGUCCCAACUGUUGGAUUCGGAAUGGAAUCACUCCCCGCGCCGCGAACAAACCAUCGCCCCCAUUUAUCCACUGUUGAGCACCUGAUUCCCAGAAUUUGAGUUCAAAAGAAUUUGAGGCUAGAAAUGCUCUACAGUCCCAUAGUACAGCCAAGAUAUAUGACUCUAUUAUCAGACCACAUCAUCAUCGCCACGCCACCAGCUAUUAUAAUAAGUUCCACUGGCUUCUCAGCCUCUCGUUUGACACUGCAGAGAGACCAGACAUGGAAGCAGCAGCCUCUUGCACUGCCAUGAACAGACUGAACUUCCCCUCGACCUCCCUUCCUCACAGGUUGUCUCAUCACCUUCACCCUCCUUCCUCCUUUCCUCCUCCAUGGAAGCAGGUCAACCCCAAAGUUGCCAUUUUUCUCACCUUCAGACACAACACAAGAACCAGCACCCUUCUCUCCAUCGCCACUCAUUGCUCCCCAAAACCCAACACAAACGCCAACAGCAGCAGCAACAGUGAGCAGGACCAGAACCCACCUGGUAAUGAACCCAAUCCUAGUACAGAAUUCCAAUCCUUAACCGACAAAUGCCGGUCUUUUUCCCCGCCAUCAUCAUCAUCACCUUCGUCUUCUUCUCAAAUAGUGUCCUGCUCUAGAGGGUUGGUCCUUGAUUUGGGCCCGGAAAGUUCUUGGGACUCGGCCGAGGUCGGGAGCCCCGUGGUGAAGCGGUUCCUGAGCGAUGAUGAGGAGAGGUGGUACAUGUGGUACCAUGGGAGUUCCGGCGGGGAACUUGAUGGUUUGGACUCGAUCGGGCUGGCGGUAUCGAGCAAUGGGGCCCACUGGGAGCGGGAGGUCCGAUCGCCCGAGCACGCCGGCCUUGUGAUGAGGUGUAGCAAGGACUGGUGGGCUUUCGAUACGGCUGGCAUUAGGCCGUGUGAGGUAGUGGUCAUGUCUAGCAGCAAGGUCAGGGCUGCCGGUGCUGUUUAUUGGAUGUACUACACGGGGUAUAGCUCCGAGAAGGUUAAUUAUUUGGAGAAUUCAUUGGAUUUCGAUCUUGAGAACCCGGAGAGGGUCUGUGGUCGUUCUGAUAAUGGCAACAUUUUCCAGUCCCUGCCUGGGCUAGCAAUUAGUCAGGACGGGAGGCACUGGGCUAGGAUCGAAGGGGAACACCACAGCGGGGCCCUUUUCGAUGUUGGGGUCGAGAAUGAGUGGGAUUCUUUAUUCGUGUCCAGCCCCACUGUAGUAUUCCACAGCAAUGGAGAUUUGAGGAUGUACUACCACUCCUUUGACAAGGAGAUGGGAGAACUCUGCAUUGGGAUCGCGAGAUCACGGGAUGGGAUCAAGUGGGUGAAGCUUGGGAAGAUCUUGGGAGGGAGGAGAGGGUGCUUUGACGAGUGUGGGGCAGUGAAUGCCCAUGUGGUGAGGGACCGGAAGGACGGGAAGUACUUUAUGGUAUAUGAAGGAGUGGACUCGAACGGAGAAAGAAGCAUCGGGUUUGCAGUAUCGAAUGAUGGGUUGAAGGAAUGGAGGAGGCCGGGAGAAGAGCCGGUUUUGAGGCCAUCAGAGGGGGAAGGUUGGUGGGACAACCGGAGGGUGGGGUCCCCAUAUUUGGUGCAGCUGGAAGGGAAGGAGAGUGAAUGGAGACUGUAUUACAGAGGUGUUGGGAAUGAAGGGAGGACUGGGAUUGGUAUGGCAGUUUCUGAAGGGAGUGACAUUGGAUGUUUUAGAAGAUGGACUUGUUUUCAUAUAUAGAGGAUCUCGAUGGUAAAGAAGAUGGCUUUGCCAUAUCGGAAGCUCGGGUUAUAUGCAGUUUGGUUGAGAGAGAACCUCGAUUCCUUCUCUUCCACAGCGAAUGUGGCCUUGACUUGACCCGUCGUGGUCUUGCCCCAGGAAGCAGAAGGCAUUCUGAAAGAAGCUGUUUGGGGAACGUUGCUCGUCGGGGAACGGGAACUAUAGAUCAGUUUGAGUCGGUCGAUGAGUUCCCAAGGGAUGCAUCCGUUCUUCCACUGGUUCAGGAUGAUAAGUCAGGCGGGGCCAAAUGCUGUUUGCAUUUUGAUUAAGGGGAUUCACUCAUUUAUUUUUUCUAGCAUACUUGAGAUUCGACAUAAUGGAAAGAAAUCUGUAGCAUCUGUUUUAUGAAAGAAAGGGUGAUUCAUUAC